GAUUACUUUUUUUUCAUUGGUAUAAACGACCUGUCCUGAUUUGUUACAAUUCAAAAUGGCUUCCAGCGAGACGACUGACGAAUCCCUCUAUCCCAUCGCUGUUUUGAUAGACGAGCUAAGAAAUGAAGAUGUUCAGCUCCGUCUCAACAGUAUCAAGAAGCUGUCGACAAUAGCACUGGCCCUUGGAGUGGAGAGAACAAGGAGUGAGCUGAUUCCGUUUCUGACAGACACAAUUUAUGAUGAAGAUGAGGUUCUGUUGGCCCUGGCUGAGCAGUUGGGUAACUUCACUCCUCUGGUCGGGGGACCGGAGUACGUCCAUUGUCUGCUGCCCCCACUAGAGAGCCUCGCUACAGUAGAGGAGACGGUGGUCAGGGAUAAAGCGGUGGAGUCCCUCAGAAACAUCGCCACCCAGCACUCACCCGCCGACCUGGAGAACCACUUUGUACCGCUUGUCAAGCGACUGUCAGCAGGAGAUUGGUUCACAUCCAGGACAUCAGCUUGUGGUCUGUUUGCUGUAUGCUAUCCACGUGUUUCAUCGUCAGUCAAAGCAGAGCUUAGACAGCACUUCAGAAACCUUGGUGGAGAUGAUACUCCAAUGGUUCGCAGGGCUGCUGCAGGGAAACUAGGAGACUUCGCAAAAGCUGUGGAGAUUGAGUACUUGAAGUCAGACUUGAUCCCUCUGUUCACUGCUCUGGCUCAAGAUGAACAGGAUUCGGUUCGUCUCCUGGAUGUAGAGGCCUGUGUCAGCAUCGCCUCCCUCCUCCCCCCGGAUGACGUUGAGCAGUACGUGAUGCCGACUCUCCGUCAGGCGGCCGACGAUAAAUCCUGGAGGGUCCGCUACAUGGUGGCCGACAAGUUCACUGAGCUACAAAAAGCAGUGGGUCCUGAGAUUACCAAGACUGACCUAGUCCCAGCGUUCUGUAGUCUUCUUAAGGACUGUGAAGCCGAAGUCAGGGCCGCAGCCUCCCACAAGGUCAAAGAUUUCUGUCAGAACCUGUCCCCGGAUGUGAGAGAGAGUGUCAUCAUGACCAACAUCCUGCCCUGUGUGAAGGACUUGGUCUCCGAUGCCAAUCAGCACGUCAAGUCGGCACUGGCCUCCGUUAUAAUGGGACUCUCCCCGAUCCUCGGAAAGGACAAUACAAUUGAACAUUUGUUGCCACUGUUUUUAACACAACUAAAAGAUGAGUGUCCAGAGGUUCGAUUGAACAUCAUAUCCAACUUAGACUGUGUGAAUGAGGUUAUUGGAAUCAAACAGUUGUCACAGAGCUUACUUCCAGCCAUUGUGGAACUGGCUGAGGACACAAAAUGGAGAGUGCGCCUGGCUAUCAUAGAGUACAUGCCACUGUUGGCUGGACAGUUAGGGGUGGACUUUUUUGAUGAGAAGCUGAAUUCCCUCUGUAUGACCUGGCUUGUGGACCAUGUGUUUGCUAUCCGUGAUGCAGCCACUGUCAAUCUGAAGAAGCUGGUGGAGAAGUUUGGAGUGGACUGGGCACAGCAGACAGUGAUCCCCAAAGUGUUACAGAUGUCCAGGGACACCAACUACCUACACAGACUCACCUGUCUGUUCUGUAUCAAUCUAUUGUCCGAGGCUUGUGGACCAGAAAUGACCUUGAAGCUGAUGUUGCCAACCAUUCUUAACAUGGCUGGAGACAAUGUUCCCAAUGUUAGAUUUAACGUAGCCAAAUCAAUACUCCGUCUAGGGAAAAUGCUUGAUCAAAGUGUGGCACAGCAGCAAGUAAAGCCUGUAUUAGACAAACUGAAAGCCGACUCGGACAUAGAUGUACAGUAUUAUGCUUUGGAGGCCAUUGAUGAUCUCCUGCGCCCCUCUUCCCCCGCGGUAUACCACCAGAAGGAGGUGAUCACGGAGGUACCCCGCUGUCGUCAGCUGGUCCAUGUCCUACAGAGGGAGUGUAUUAUAUCGGUGGCGGGGGAGGGGGUAGCGCUAGGCAGGGAGGGACCCCUCACACUGUUCCUUGUUGGGACAUUCUACGGCAAGGUUUAUGCUUUCGACUGCCUGGUAAAUAAUGAACUUUUCGAUAAAGGAGGGUUACGACUUCUACUGGAGAAUACCAAAGUUCUAAAGGUAGCUUUUUCUUGUUGCUUUCUGAGUGCUGCUUUAUAUACACAAUUUGCUGUGCGACUUCGCAAUGUGUUCGAUACACAGAUAGCACACCUUGUGAUUCGUGAGCUGGAGGGACAGAAGCUACCUGAACGGUUAACCUUGUUUGACAUCUGUCAGUGCUACUCCGGAACCGGAAAUAACUACGGAUGGAGAACGGAUGUUAAGGACAUGUACUUACGAAGAAUCGGGGACUACUGGUCACAGCGACCUCUGACGUGUGAGAUGUUGGAGUUCGCCGCUGAUGACGUCAUGUCUUUCAUACCAGAAGUAUACAGAAGACAGUCCGAAUUUCUCGAAGAGCACAGAUUAUUGCCAAAAUUCAAAGCUCGUGUGGAGGAAGAAAUAUUGGUAGAAAUCAACCAAGAAGUCAAGAACAUGCGAGGUGAACGGAUCGAGGCCAUAGUAAUGGGGGUACUGCGCGACCUUGACAAGCAAUACAAGGACAAAACAAUGAAGUUAGAGGAGUUGUCGGACGACCAGUUGUACGCCCUUCAUCUCCUUCAGUACGAUGACGCUAGCAAAAUAACACCCCGGAUUGACAAGCUCAAAACGGACUACAUUAUGAAUGAAAUGAAGGCCAUAGAAAAUGAUCUGUAUACAGAUCAGGUGAUGAUCGCCGGCAGAAACGGUCUGGGUGACGAUUUAAAGACUUGGGAGAGGCACCCGGAUGAAAACGUUAAGAAUAGGGCCCGGAUGUUGCGGCAAGCCAUAUACACCUUAAUUUUGAAAGAGAUCGGGCGUCGGUAUUCUGGUUUUUCGGUGCCUCAAGUUUUUACGGAAUUGGAGAAACAAGCCUUAAGAUCUGUGACCCCAGUGAGUAGCUCUGAUUUGAACUUUGACCCCUUUGUUUUGGGUCAACACUGGAUUCUUGUUGAACAUGACAUAGAUCAAGCUCUCUUCAAUCUCAGAUAUGGGCACCCUCAUAUCCAGAUUUCAAAGGACUUCAGCAACCGCCUCAAAACUUAUGAAAACCUGGAUGUCCCCGAAAACAUUCAAAUGAAAGCGAAGUUGCUGCUCAGUAUCCAAUCUAGUAAAGGAACAACGUAUGCUUGACGUGCCUGAAUCCAGUAGGACUCUGAUGGUGUAGAUAUCACACCGUACCUCCCCCAAUGUUACAAGAAUAAUAUUAUUGUUUAUUUUGCUUUAUGCGACAGUCAUUUAAAAGUCACUAAACAAAUGUAUUAGCCCAGAAAAUCAA
Molecule: messenger RNA, 3320 nt
Organism: Magallana angulata
Lineage: Eukaryota; Metazoa; Mollusca; Bivalvia; Ostreida; Ostreidae
Product: serine/threonine-protein phosphatase 2A 65 kDa regulatory subunit A alpha isoform-like
Exons: 20
Coding region: 56-3175 (1039 amino acids)
Biological process (GO): protein dephosphorylation; nucleobase-containing compound metabolic process
Cellular component (GO): cytoplasm; protein phosphatase type 2A complex
Molecular function (GO): nucleic acid binding; 3'-5' exonuclease activity; protein binding
Source: RefSeq, a predicted model, not a curated record